Ceratosolen solmsi marchali is the source of this 3695-nucleotide messenger RNA. It is a transcript of the gene ed, whose product is annotated as hemicentin protein echinoid. Gene Ontology annotation, biological process: cell-cell adhesion. The transcript is spliced from 9 exons. The coding region runs from base 19 to 3588 and encodes 1189 amino acids. NCBI's taxonomy places the organism in Eukaryota, Metazoa, Arthropoda, Insecta, Hymenoptera, Agaonidae. Gene Ontology annotation, molecular function: cell adhesion molecule binding. Gene Ontology annotation, cellular component: plasma membrane; cell-cell junction. The record is from RefSeq and is a predicted model, not a curated record.
CCGAAGGAUUGAUUCACCAUGAUGAAGUCAGCCCUAAGGACCGUGAUUCUGCUCCUGGCGAUCGCGCGCCUCGGCGCAGCUCGAGCUCGCGGUGCCGAGGAGACACAGGUGGACACCCACGAGGGCUCGACGGUUAUUCUCCAAUGCCGUUUCGCACCCCCACGUGAAAAUGCCACCUUCUUCUGGCUGACGCACACGAACAACAUGCACGACAACGCUGCGAUCGAGCAGACGGCCCUCGCGCCCUACUACCGGGUCUUUAUGCGCCCGGAGGAGGGCCGCUACGACCUCGAGAUCCGCAACGUGUCGUACGAGCGCGAUAACGGCAAGUACGAGUGUCGCGUGAAGGUGAGCGGCACCGGUGAGAACCUCUACCACAAGAACAUCACGCUGACGGUGCUGAGGGCGCCCGGACCACCCAGCAUCUCGCCCGCUGCCGCUAUCGCCAAGGAGGACGAGCGACUCGAGCUUCAGUGUAAUACGAACGGCGGUAGUCCCGAACCCGAGGUCAGAUGGUACCGCGGCAACUCGCCCAAUGUCGUCCACACGGGGCGCAAUUACGUGCUCAUACCGAGCAAAGAGGACGACCGCUCGAUCCUCAAGUGCGUAGUACGUAACAGGGCGAUGAAAGCCGGCGAGACGCUGACGGCGAGCGUCACCCUCGACGUCCACUAUUUCCCGCGCGUCUCCGUCGGCACGGAGAAUCCCCUAAGGGUCGAGGUCAACAGUAUGGCCACCCUCAAGUGUAACGUCGACUCGAAGCCGGCGGUGGGUACCGUCAGGUGGCUCAAGGACAACAGCUUUGUCGCUACGAGUUUCCACCAUAUAAUACCAAAAGUGACCCUCCUCGACGCGGGCAAGUAUACCUGCCAAGCCGACAACGGCCUCAGCAAGAAGGGCGAGAGCUUUUUGUACCUCGACGUCCUCUAUCCGCCGAGCGUCUCCAUCGAGGGCGACAGGAUAAGGACUGCCGAGGUCGAGGACAGCAUCACGGUACACUGUAACGUCUCCUCAAAUCCACCGCCUACGAAGAUCGAGUGGCUCCGAGAAGGACGACCAGAGUUCCGCGUCGAGGGUUCGAUCCUGCGCCUGAUGCGCGUCACCGCCGAGCACGCGGGCAACUACACCUGCCGUGCCAUAAACUCGAUCCAUCCGUCCGGAGGCGAGCGCAAGAAUCACUCGGCGAGCGCCAAGGUCGAGAUCCGGGUCCGCCAUAAGCCAGGGCCCGCGCGCAUCACCCCCGACUCCCCGGUCGCAAUCGAGAACUCCAAGGUCAUCCUCACGUGCGUCGCCAAUCCGCCGGGAUACCCGGAGCCCCAGUUCCAGUGGUCGCGCGAGGGCGACACCGGCAUCUCGCCCACCGAGCACUUUGGCUCCAAGUACGAAAUCAAUUCUGUUCACCUGGGCAGCGAGGGCACCUACAGGUGCCACGCCUUCAACGAGAUUGGCAAUGGCGAGGCAGCCUCCGUCAACCUCACCGUCCACCAAUCGCCAAAGAUCCUCACCAAGCUCCAACCCCACGUCACCAGGAAGGUCGGUGAAUCCUCCUUCCAAGUGUCGUGCGUCGCGCAAGGCAAGCCACGUCCAUCGGUGCGCUGGCUCAAGGACGAUCGCGAACUAACGGCCGACCAGAGCCUCUACAAGGUGACGACGAGCUCCUCCGAAGGCCACGGCCGCGUCGUCACCGUCAACUCCACCCUGAGCUUCCUCGGUAACGCGCGCCCCGAGACGGACAAGAUCGUAGCCAACGACCGUGGAAAGUACACCUGCGUCUUCGACAACGAGGUGAAGAAGGUCGAGUCUCAGAUGAUGCUCAAGGUCGAGCACUCGCCAAUCGUACUCAACCUCUACGACAAGGUGGCCAACAAUCUGCGCGAGACGGCCAAUGUCACGUGCAAGGUGCAGGCCUGGCCCAAGCCCGAGUUCCAGUGGAGCUUCGGCACGAAUACGGCGCCACUUCAAGGCUCCUCGAGCGACGGCCACUACGAGAUCUCGACUUCAAGCGACAACUACGACGUCUACACCUCCGUCCUCAAGAUCACCAACAUCCGCGAUUCCGACUACGGUGACUACAGUUGUCGCGCGGCAAACGCCCAGGGCAGCAUCACGUCUAUGAUCAAGCUCCAGCCUAAGGGCGCGCCCGAACGCCCGACCAGCGUCCGGGCGAUGGACGUCGGUCCGACGCACGUCGCCCUCGUCUGGGACCUCGGCUUCGACGGCGGCCUCCCCAUCACCAAGUACUUCGUAUCUUACAGGCGGGUUGCCGGCGGCGACGAGGUCAUCGCCGCGGACUGCGCACCCCCGCGCGGACCGACCGGACAGUGGCAAGAGAUCGAUUGCAGACGCUCCAAUCCUUGCAACGUAUCCGACCUCGAGCAGCAUCAGACCUACACUUUCAAGGUGAAGGUCUACAACACGAACAACCAUUCGGAUUACUCGGACGAAGUGACGGCAACGACGGCGGUCGCCAAGAUCCCGACGCCCUUGCGCGUCAGUUACGACCCCGAGAGCGGGACCCUGGCGAUAAAUGUCGGGGCUACCUGUCUCGCUCUCGUCGCCUCCAUCGAGAAGUCGGACUCGGGCUCGGACAACACCUGGAGGAUCGUCGACGACUGGCCGCUCGAAGUCCUUGGUGGCGCCAGCACCCAGAGGGAGGGUGUCCUUGACGAUCCAGCAGCCUCGAGCUCGGAGCCCAGGAUCCGCGUGAGGCUCUGCCUUAAGGCGGAUCGACAGAGAUGCGGCGAUUACAUCGAAGCCGAGAUUGGCCCCUCUUACAUACCGCAAGCAGGUGCGCUCGCAACUCCAACGUUAAUAGCCCUGGUAGUGAGCGGAGCCGUGUUCCUAUUGUUUGCCGCACUGUUGCUUCUGUUUUGCCGCUGCCGCCGGAAACACGCGGCCAAGGCAAAGGACUACGAGAUGGGCUCCAAUGCAGUUCGACCGAGUCUGGUGACGAGCAACGGACAGCAGACCCAGGCACCGCCGCCCUACUACGCCGAGAACAAGGCCCUGGAGCACAGUUUGGAUCACGCGCUCGCCCUCGAGGACUCCAAGACACCGGCGUACGCGCAACCAGGCUACGGCUACCACCAGCCCAAUCACAACAUCAACGGCGAGAAUGCAGGCGUGAACAUGGGCUACAUGGAGAACAGCUACUCCAACUCGAACAACGGCGGCUCCGUGAACUCGCAAGACUCGAUCUGGCAGAUGAAGUCAGCCGCAGCGGCCAACGGCGUCGGAGUCAACACCGGUAACGUCGGCGUGGUCGGCGCCCCCUACGACAUGGGCGGUUACGCCACCACCGAGUCCGAUUACCCGGCCCACCCGCAUUACCUGCCGCAGCGGGAAGAUUACAGGGAGAGCCACAAUCUGAGUCGGCAGCAAUUCUGCGAGCCAUUCGCCACGGUUGUCAAGUCGCAGAAGCAUGUCGAUUCACCGUACGAUGUGUCGGGUCUGCCCUACCAGGAGACCUACGACGAGGAUGCGAAACCGCCGCAGCAGGUGAGCCUCUCGUACGACGAGUCGCUCGAGUCCGGCUACUCGACCCCCAACAGUCGGGGGCGUCGCAUAAUUCGCGAAAUAAUAGUCUGAGACCAGCCCACCGGCUCGCGAGCCGGCAAAUCGCGCACUACCUGGCUCUAGCAGCAGGCCCCCUCGCACCACCUGCCCAAGUCGCAGCAGCACCAGCAGCAGCAGCA